GCACCCCUCACCGCGGCUCUGUGACGCCGCGGCCCUCCGCUGCAGCCUCCCCGUCCGCUCCCUCUCCAUCGGUGACAGCGGUGAGUGGUGCGGGCAGUGUGUUGGACGUGCCUGUUGUCGCAGCUGCCGACAGUGCACUGGAUGAGCUGCUGGCAGAG
Messenger RNA from Symbiodinium necroappetens, 158 nucleotides. Lineage: Eukaryota; Dinophyceae; Suessiales; Symbiodiniaceae. The record is from the annotation of a GenBank genome assembly.